This is a messenger RNA of Protobothrops mucrosquamatus (brown spotted pit viper), 477 nucleotides long. It is a transcript of the gene SYNPR, whose product is annotated as synaptoporin. The transcript is spliced from 2 exons. NCBI's taxonomy places the organism in Eukaryota, Metazoa, Chordata, Lepidosauria, Squamata, Viperidae. The annotation marks the transcript as partial. The record is from RefSeq and is a predicted model, not a curated record. Gene Ontology annotation, cellular component: synaptic vesicle; synaptic vesicle membrane.
GUUGUGACAGUGGUGUUCUCCUUCAUGUGGCUUGUGGGUUCUUCUGCUUGGGCUAAAGGACUAUCUGAUGUAAAGGUUGCCACUGACCCAGAUGAAGUACUCUUACUGAUGUCAGCUUGCAAACAACAAUCCAAUAAGUGCUUGCCUGUUUACAGCCCUGUUAUGUCAAGUCUUAACACUUCAGUUGUCUUUGGAUUCUUGAACUUUGUUCUCUGGGCAGGAAAUAUCUGGUUUGUUUUUAAGGAGACUGGUUGGCAUUCUUCAGGUUCAAGAUAUCCUCAAGAUACCCUCGAGAAACAGUCCGGCAGCUAUAAUCAAGGUGGCUACAAUCAAGAUAGCUAUGGGUCGAGUGGUGGGUAUAACCAACAGGAAGACAAUUUUGGGCAACAAACUAAUUAUGGCCAAGUUGAUGAAUUUGGCCAGCAACAACAGAGCUUUAACCAGAGUGGCCCAACUUCAUUUACUAAUCAAAUGUAG